AUGACUCAAUACGGUUUCAAAGCACCGGCUAUGGCGCCAGAGGUCAUUGCCGAGCUUCAGCGCAAGUACCAUACGGGUAAGGUAACUCCUGUCAGUGACGGAGUGGCAAAAAUUCCACCGGCUAAGCCUGAGGUUUGCGGCGCAUCACCACCUAUCGCUCCACCAAGAGCUUCCUCCUCUUCCCCAAUGGAUAAACCUGAAGAAGAGCAUGAGCAUCCCGUGGACAAGUCUGCCCUUAUAGCUAAAAUCGCUGGUAACCAUCCCAAUAUGUCGCCGGCUUACAGGCUUUUAGCCGACUCCAAGCUUUGCAUCAAAGUAAGUCGUUGA
Molecule: messenger RNA, 327 nt
Organism: Babesia sp. Xinjiang
Lineage: Eukaryota; Apicomplexa; Aconoidasida; Piroplasmida; Babesiidae
Exons: 2
Coding region: 1-327 (108 amino acids)
Source: RefSeq, a predicted model, not a curated record